Messenger RNA from Galleria mellonella (greater wax moth), 4739 nucleotides. RefSeq lists its product as uncharacterized. The transcript is spliced from 5 exons. The coding region runs from base 391 to 1044 and encodes 217 amino acids. The record is from RefSeq and is a predicted model, not a curated record. Lineage: Eukaryota; Metazoa; Arthropoda; Insecta; Lepidoptera; Pyralidae.
CCACGCGCUGCCGGCCAGCACGCACGACAACCGUUCCGCGAUCGUAACGAUCGAUCGAUAAAUCAUUGUUUACAUCGAAUCGAAAAUCGAUACGUGUUCUUUUUUUAUAAUCGGAUUCAGUGUUGUGUAAUUAAUUGUAAGUGUUUAUAUUUGUGUUGUGCUGUGACAGAUUGUAUGAUGUUGCGUGCACUGUCAACAUUUGUGAAAUCAUUUUGACAGAUUCAUCACACAGAAGACUUGAUCCUUUAAGAAGUACAAAAUUAUUAAGGUGUAAGAUGAGUCUACGACGGUGGUAGAGGCCAGGAGGGCGGCCGGAUGCGGCCCGCGCGCGCCCGUCCGCCCGCCGCCUCCGUCACUUAGCCGCGCCCGCGCACACGCCGCGCUGCUACUAUGCGCAUGGCAAUCGCCCUGCCCACUCUGCUCGCGGUGCUGUGUGGUGCAGUGGCGGGCGCGGGCGAGUUAAUGGGCAACGUGAGCCGCGUGCGUCGCUCGCCGCAGCAACACCAUCCACACCGCGUGCAGACGGACGAGGAGCUAGACGCAACAGCGGCGUGGAGACGCUCCCACUGGCGCGAGAUGAACUCCAUCUUGCGCCGGGAGAGAGAGGUUGUCGAGUGCUGCCCCUCAGUCCUCGAGAUGGUGGCCAAAAAGGGGGGGCGUACCUUCGGCGGCCUCUACGUAGAACUGUACGAGGACGGUGAAAACAAACAGAGGUUGUACGAACUGUCGUGUGCUCCAGAAGUGGUCGAUAGACCCUGUCGCUUUGUGGACCCACGAGUGUAUAACCAAUCGAGGUGCGUGCAAAAAUACUCCUACUCGUAUGCGUUAGUGCGCUAUACGACGGCGACCGAGAUGCCCCAUCCAAGGACCGAGGGGCAUUUCGCUGUCCCCGGCUCCGGGGACUGGUCGAUGGACUAUGUGAAAGUGCGUGCCGGUUGCGAGUGCCAAAUAACGCCGAAGCGGAAAACGCCCCACAAGAAGAGGUUGGAGAGACAUCGACAGAGGAGGAAAAAUAAGAGACUUGAGGAAGAGGACGAAACCUGAUCUUAGUGGUGUGCUAGUGAUGUCACUGAACAAAUUAAUACUUCCCGGUUUAGUAUUACGAGGUUGGCUGUACUUACACCUUUAAGAACUUCAGAACAUUAGUGACCAGAGUGCCUAGUGUGAGUUUGUACAAAGAUUUAUAUUACAACAACAUUUACUCUAUAAAUAUGUAUAAAUACCUAACUUAACUACGCCUCUAGCAGAUAGUUUUGUAAAUUAAGAUUUCCAUACAAAAUAAUUAUAACAUGCAGUUUUUGUGUAACUCACACUAGGUAUCCUGGUCGCAUUUUCAAAUACCGAAUGAGUGACUAGAAUUCUUUGUGUGGUUCGUACAACAAAUUACAUUACGACCGCGUUCUGUCCUAACUGCUCCUCUAGUAGCUAGUUUCGUAAACAUAAUUUCCAUAUAAAAUUGUCGAGUAAACGUGAACACGAACGUAACGUAACUUUUUGUGCAACUCACACUAAGCACUCUGGUGCGAGUACAGUUCAAUCGAUUUGUUGCGUUACCGAUAUUGUACAAGUGAACAUGCUAGCGACUAUCGAUGGUAUAUUUUACUGUAUUUAUUUUGGAAAACUUCGUCUAUUUAAUUACGCUUCAUUGUUUUAGUCUAGUUAGUGUCGGUCAGCGAUCUUAUGAAAAUUAAUUACAGUGCCUUGUGAAUGUUGUGCCUUAUAUCGUUAGAAAUUGUAAAAAAUCUGUGACUUGUGAGUUUCGUAUACACACAAACUUACAUAAUAAGUAGCUAAUAUGUAACAUCACGCACACAUUUAAAAUUAUCUAUUGUUCUAUGGACUACGGUUUUACUAUAUUAUAUAUAUGUAAUAUAAUAAUUGUUUUGACAUAAAUAGGUUACAUGCCCUUAACAUCAAUAUUAUUAAAAAAAAAGUACACAAAGUAACUUUAUUGUAACCAUUUUUUUAAAACCAUCCUUUACGGUACGUGCACAUUUUUUUCUCGUUUGUUUCCUAAUCUCUUUUACCAGUUCUACGAGUAUUCCUUUAAAUACCAUCGUCAAUUAUAUAUUAAAAAAAAAAUCUUGUUGUAAAUGCAUUUUUAGGGUUACCAGCGGCGAUGAGUGUAUCAGUCGGUUUGAUAUUUUAGAUAUUCGUACUAUCCAAACAAAAACAAUAACAGAGCAAUAACCUAAAGCCCGAUGAUAGAUAAAACGAUAGUAUAAAUCCGUGAGUAUGUCAGUAGAGUAACAAACAUAUAAAAACAGAAUGUCAGUAAUGGAUCGAACAAAUUCAUAACACUUGCCAUUCAUUCUACAAAAAAUAAAUAAAUAUUGCUAGCGUCUAUUCCAUUGCACCCUUUCUAAUUCUUUUUAAAAUGAUGUUUGGAUAGAGAGCCAUCAAAUACAUUAAAGGUAUUGAAAGAGGGGCUUUUUUCAGACAUAAAAGCCUACGACCUUUCCAUGAUCUUUUGUGCUUAAUAAAUACUAACUUACCACACUUACAUCGAUUAUUUUUAAAUAGAAAUAAACAAAUUAUAGGUACAAAAAAGUCACUAUGAAAAGUGUUCAUUUCUGUCAUUAAAAAAAAAUAUAAUUCUUCAGAACAUACAGAACUAAAUUGAGAUUUGAAAUAUUAAUAGCUUUCCUAUUGCAGAGAAGCUGAAUUAAGAUAGCUUUCUUAUUGCAGAAAUAAAUAUAAUGAAACUGUGUGCGUUGUAUGUGCCGUGACGAUAUACAUAUUUUAUUAGUUACCCAAUAUGAUCAAGGUACGAACUUGUACAGAAUGACUUCUCUGCGUCUUUCACGCAUAUAACAGUGCCUAGUGUGACUUUUUCAUAAAUUUACUUCACUACCGCAUUAUAAUUUACAUUGGUGUUUUUCAUUGAAUAUUUACCUGCUUCUCUAGCGUAUAGUUUCGGAUGCUCAUGUUUCUAUACAAACUAAUGGAUUUAAACAAGGCCAUAACGUAAAUCUUUGUACAACUCACACUAUGCACGCAGAUAAAAUAAAUUCAUUACUAAUCUCUACUCAGAUAAUCUGUAAUGAUAAUAAUAGUUCUAAAUGCAUUGUUUUAAUAAUUUAUUUACAUAAAUAAUAGUUACAUCUAUGUAAUUAUGUACAAGAAAUAAUUUGUACAGAUCUUAAUUAUCGUUUUGUUUAAUAUAUUUUGUCACAUUUUAAUGGCGUACAAUUUAUGUAUAUAUAUAUAUAUAUAUAUAUAUAUAUAUAUAUAUAUAUAUAUAUAUAUAUAUAUAUAUAUAUAUAUAUAUACCUACACUGAUACAGUAACUCACAGUAUUAUAGAUUCAUGAUUAAAAUCUUGAAACAAGCACUUAAUUUGUCUAAACAAUCUUAUAAACUUAUUCAUUUUAUACACUAGUACUACUUAAUAUUUUUUUUUUUUUUGUUCUUAUUUCUUAUUAUAUUUUAUUACUUAUAAUUUAUUCAUUUUAUUACAUUCUCAUUUUUUUCACGUUGUGUUUAAUUUUUAAAUGCAUAGUGCGAUUUGCACAAAGAUUUGCUUUACGAUCACAAUCACAUGUACGUUAAUAAGUUUGUAUAGAAAUCCGAGUUUCUGAUACUAUCCACUAGAGGCGCUGUUUUUUUCCGUAAUAACGAGUAUAUCGUACGAUCGUAACGUAGAUCUUUGUGCAACUCGCACUAGGCGCUUUAUUACCGACUGUGUGAACACGACGUGAAUAUGUCAUGCUCCUUUCAAUUUAUUGUCAGAUUAUAUUUAUGAAAAUAAAUUAAUAUUUGUAUAAAAUAAAACUUUUUUUUUAAUUUUUAGUUAUAUUUGAUAUUACCGUUGUUCGAUUAUUUUAUUAAGUAUUACACAGUCUGUGAUCGUUCAUAAUAUUCAGUGUCAUUAGUCAACACGCAGAGAAGUCUCACUGAUGUUCCAAUUGCUGUAAUGCUCUCUUCCCAUUAAAUUUAGGAAUAUUUAUUCAAAGUUAACAAUUUACAAUUUUGUUAUUAUCUGUAACGUACUUACUCUGUAGACAUAAGUACAUCGAGUCAAAGAUCUGUAUUAUUUUCUAUUUUGUAAUACUUUUAUUGUAUUUAAAUUUUAGCUAUACAUAGUUUAAGAAUUAAUACAUUAUUUAUAUUGUUUAAUACGAGGUAUUCCCAUAUUCUAUAUGAAUAUUAGUUUUACGCUGAAAUCGCUUCCAUGAAAUGUAUUAAUGUAUAUAAUAACACAAUAGUAUUGUGGACUGAGAUUAUUUUAUGCAUUUAGAUGUUUAAUAGCAAAAAUAAUAAUUAUUUUUGUAUUAUUUAAUGACAAAGCGACAUCUGUUGUUGCAUAGCGAAAGAGAUAGCUCAGCGCCAUCUAUCAUGGAAUAGUAGUACUUUGAUUUAAAUCGUUAUUAAAUGUCAGUCCAAAGAUGCAUAAAUAUCGCUAAUCCCAAUAUUAUUAAUCAGUGCCAUGACUCAUGAUAGCUUUUAUAGAUUUUCAUUGCUUUAUCUGGUUAAAUAGUUCUUGUAUAUAGUACUAAAUUAAUUAUUUUUUGUCAUUGACUAUUCCAUAACUAUUUGUUAACCUAAAAAUUUUACAUCACAUCCAUGUGAUACCUAGUAUCACGGAAAACAGCAAGUUAGUAUGUCACAAAUAUAUAGACAUUAUUAAAAAUAUUGUACCUAAUUUUUAACAGCCUCCAAUCCGUAUCGAACUAUCUAUUUUAAAAAAUAUUGUUGACAUCAAAUACAAAUAUUAAAUAAAAAUCAUAAAUAGCAAAA